Messenger RNA from Talaromyces amestolkiae, 6609 nucleotides. RefSeq lists its product as uncharacterized. Gene Ontology annotation, cellular component: nucleus. NCBI's taxonomy places the organism in Eukaryota, Fungi, Ascomycota, Eurotiomycetes, Eurotiales, Trichocomaceae. The record is from RefSeq and is a predicted model, not a curated record. Gene Ontology annotation, molecular function: ATP binding; nucleic acid binding; ATP hydrolysis activity. The transcript has 3 exons. Bases 1 to 6609 code for a protein of 2202 amino acids.
AUGGCGGACCCUAACAAUGUGGCGCAAUACAAAUACUCGGCGAUGAGUAACCUGGUGCUCCAGGCCGAUCGCCGAUUCAUCACACGCCCAGGAGACGAAGCGACUGGCGACCCAGAGUCUCUCGCCGGAAGGAUAAAUAUACGAGAUAUGGGGGCGCGAGUUGCCCACGAUGAAGCACCCAAGGCUAAGAAAGGAUUAGCUGCUCAGGUCGAUAUUGAGAGAGGUAGCAUUCGUGAAGGUGCCGACGUAUUAGACCGCGAGCAGCGAAAGCGCAAACGCGGAGAACAAGAUCAACUUCGUGGAGCUGGCAUUCUUUCGGCUGCAGAUAUGUUGAUCGAAGGCUUAAAAUAUCGCCCUAGAACUCCUGCUACGAGGGCAACCUACGACCUGAUCCUUACCACGACCGCCAACCACCUUGGCGAUGUUCCUCACGAGGUCGUUCGAAGCGCAGCCGACGCGAUUCUCGAGACUCUCAAAGACGAGAACAUGAAGGAUUUCGAUAAGAAAAAAGAAAUUGACGAUCUACUUGGCUCAACUAUGAACCCCAAGGAAUUCAACGAGUUAGUCAACCUCGGCAAGAAAAUCACAGAUUACGACGCACAGGACGAGGACGAAAACAUGGAAGACGGACUUGACGGCGCAAAUGAAGCGGAGCUUGACGAAAGACAAGGUGUUGCAGUUGUCUUUGACGAGUCCGACGAGGAUGAAGAGGGCCUACGAGGAAUGGAGGAGAUUCGUGACGAGGACGAGUCCGAUGAAGAGGCUUCAGACAUCGAAGAUCGACCAGAACCUGAUGAUGCCGCCCAAGCAGAUCUCGACGGAGACGAAGAGAUGAUUUUGGAUGGUGGUGGAAUGGCCGACGCCAAAAUGUCGGCUGCACAAAAGCAAAUUAUACCGGCCCGCGAAAUCGAUGCAUACUGGUUACAACGCCAGAUCGGUACCAUUUUCCCCGAUGAGCACGAGGCAACUGCAUCCGCUCGUUCCGCCUUGGAAAUUUUGAGCGGCAAAGAUGCUGACGGUAACGAACGUCAACUUCGUGACAUUGAGAAUGAUUUGAUGGAACUGUUUGAUUACGAGCAUCCCGAACUGGUGGCAAAAUUUGUCAAGAACAAGGAUAGAAUUGUCUGGGUAACCAAAUGGAGACGGCUAGCAGAAAAUGACGAUGCUCGCCUUCUGGUUGAAAAUGAGAUGGUCGAAGCUGGUCAUCGAGAUAUUCUAGACGAGAUCCAUGGACGUGCUGAAGAAGCUCAGCGUCCUGGAAAGAAGAUCAAAAUGGACCUUAUGGAUGUUGAUGUCCCAGCGACUACCAGCCAGACCAAGGUUGAGGAAGGAAAGCCUUCCUUGAGCAGUCUCCUCCCCACGCGUUUAGUCAAUCUUGAAUCAUUGAAGUUCGACCAAGGAAACCAUCUCAUGACGAACCCUAACGUGAGGUUGCCGCAAGGAUCGACCAAACGUACAUUCAAGGGCUAUGAAGAGAUCCAUGUACCUCCGCCAAAGCCAAGGCGUGACCCCGGUGAAAAGAAUAUACCCACAAGCGAGCUACCUGACUGGGCCCGUGUAGGCUUCGGAUCGUCGAAAGAGCUUAACAGGAUACAGACUAAAUGCUACCCCACGGCCUUCCAUGACGAUGGUAAUAUGCUCGUUUGUGCUCCAACAGGCUCUGGAAAGACUAAUGUGGCCAUGCUCACAAUGCUUCGUGAGAUUGGCAAGAACCGAAACCCAAACACUGGUGAGAUCAUGCUCGAUGAUUUCAAAAUCGUGUACAUCGCUCCUCUUAAAGCUUUGGUUCAAGAACAGGUUGGAAACUUCGGCAAACGCCUGCAGCCAUACGGUAUCCGUGUUAGCGAAUUGACUGGUGAUCGUCAACUCACCAAGCAGCAAAUUGCUGAUACUCAAAUCAUUGUCACGACCCCAGAAAAGUGGGAUGUCAUCACUCGCAAAGCGACAGAUUCAAGCUACACUAAACUUGUGCGCCUCCUCAUUAUUGACGAGAUUCAUUUGCUCCACGAUGAUCGAGGUCCUGUAUUGGAAGCCAUAGUCAGUCGAACACUUCGUCAGAAUGAGACCUCUGAUGAGCCUACCAGAAUUGUCGGACUCUCAGCUACACUUCCGAACUAUCGUGAUGUCGCUAGUUUCUUGCGUGUUGAUGCUACCAAGGGUCUUUUCCAUUUCGAUGGCUCAUAUCGUCCUUGCCCAUUGCGUCAAGAAUUUAUUGGCGUUACGGAUAAGAAGGCGAUUAAACAGCUCAAGACUAUGAACGAUGUUUGCUACAAUAAAGUCCUGGAAAACACCGCUAAAGGUCAUCAGAUGCUUAUUUUUGUCCACUCACGAAAGGAGACCGCCAAGACGGCCAGAUAUAUUCGGGACAAAGCUGUCGAGAUGGAGACGAUCGGCCAAAUUCUGCGAAGUGAUGCGGCUAGUAGAGCUAUUCUAGCAGAAGAAGCCGAGAAUGUAGACGACGCCGCGCUCAAAGACAUAAUGCCGUAUGGUUUCGGUAUCCAUCACGCUGGUCUGUCGCUGGAAGACAGAGACUCGGUGGCCAGUUUGUUUGCCGAUGGCAGUAUCCAAGUGCUUGUUUGUACAGCAACUCUAGCCUGGGGUGUAAACUUACCUGCUCACACUGUCUUGAUCAAAGGCACCCAAGUUUACUCACCUGAACAUGGUUCUUUCGUACAGUUGAGUCCACAGGAUACCUUACAGAUGCUUGGCAGAGCAGGUCGUCCACAGUUCGACACAGAAGGCUUGGGAACAAUCAUAACGACACAGAACGAGCUUCAGUUCUACCUCUCACUGUUGAACCAGCAACUACCAAUUGAAAGUCAGAUGAUCAGCAAAUUGGCAGACAACCUGAACGCUGAAAUUGUCCUGGGUAAUAUUCGCGACCGCACCGAAGGUGUCCAAUGGCUGGGUUAUACCUAUCUCUAUGUUCGAAUGCUUCGAUCACCUGGUUUGUACAGUGUUGGUGCUGAUUACGCAGAGGAUGAGGCAUUGGAGCAGAAACGUGUGGAUCUUAUACAUUCUGCUGCGACUGUACUGGAAAAAGCUGGCUUGGUUAGGUAUGACAAAAAGAUUGGAAAACUCCAGUCCACAGAGCUUGGACGUAUCGCGUCCCACUACUACAUCAGCCACAGCUCCAUGCAAACCUACAAUCACCAUCUUCAGCCAGGCAUCAGCACUGUUGAGUUGUUCCGGGUAUUUUCUCUCAGCGAGGAGUUCAAGUACAUUCCUGUCCGACAAGACGAGAAAUUGGAGCUUGCCAAGCUACUCGGUCGUGUGCCUGUUCCUGUUAAAGAAGGAAUUGAAGAACCUCAUGCGAAGAUUAAUGUCCUUCUCCAAGCUUACAUUUCCCGACUCAAGCUCGAAGGGCUUGCGUUGAUGGCAGACAUGGUGUAUGUCACUCAAUCUGCUGGCCGAAUUCUCCGCGCUAUCUUUGAAAUCUGCCUGAAGAAAGGCUGGUCAUCAGUUGCAAAGGUUGCAUUGAAUCUUUGCAAGAUGGCCGAGAAGCGCAUGUGGCCAACAAUGACCCCGUUGCGUCAAUUCCCGACAUGCCCUCGAGAUAUCAUGCAAAAGGCCGAGAGGAUCGAUGCUCCUUGGUCUAGUUACUUUGAUCUCGAUCCUCCACGAAUGGGCGAGCUUCUUGGUAUGCCCAAGGCCGGCCGUAUUGUCUGCGAUUUGGUCUCAAAAUUCCCGCGAUUGGAGGUUCAGGCACAAGUCCAACCGAUGACUCGAUCUCUCCUUCGUGUUGAGUUGACUAUCACACCCAACUUUGUCUGGGAUGAUGCUCUACACGGUACCGCAGAGAGCUUCUGGGUGAUUAUCGAAGAUUGCGACGGGGAGGAAAUCCUCUUCCAUGAUCAGUUUAUCUUGCGUAGAGAGUUCGCUCAGGGAGAAGUCACCGAUCAUAUCAUGGAGUUUACCGUUCCUAUCUCUGACCCGAUACCACCUCAUUACUUCUUGCAAAUCAUCUCCGACCGCUGGAUGCACUCUGAAACCAAGGUUGCUGUAUCCUUCCAGAAGUUGAUUCUCCCCGAGCGCUUUCCGCCUCAUACACCAUUGUUGGACAUUCAGCGAGUCCCUGUACAGGCUCUGAAACGUGAUGAUUUUAAGAGCCUAUACCCGAACUGGCAGACUUUCAAUCGUAUUCAAAGCCAAGCUUUCAAGAGCUUAUUCGAGUCAGAUGAAGCUGUUUUCCUUGCCGCUCCUGCAGGAAGUGGCAAGACAGUAUGCGCUGAAUUGGCCCUCCUUCGUCAUUGGUCGCAACCAAAUAAGGGACGCGCAGUGUACGUUGCCCCUUUCCAAGAGUUGAUCGAUUCGCGAUACAAUGACUGGUCGAAACGUCUCGGCUCGAUUGCAGGAGGAAAAACAAUUGUGAAACUCACCGGCGAGACUACAGCGGAUUUGAAGCUCUUGGACUCAGCGGACCUAGUUCUUGCAACACCGGUUCAAUGGGACGUCUUAUCACGACAAUGGCAAAGACGGAAAAACAUUCAAACAGUAGACCUGUUCAUCGCAGAUGAGCUGCAUAUGAUCGGAGGCUAUCUUGGAUACACUUACGAGAUUGUUGUGAGCCGGAUGCAAUUUAUCAAAUUACAGAUUGAGAGCGACUUGCGAAUAAUCGGUCUGAGUGUACCCCUGUCAAAUGCUCGUGAUAUUGGAGAAUGGAUCGGAGCAAACCGUCACUCGAUCUUGAACUUCAGUCCAAGCUCUCGACCUAUCCCGCUCGAUUUGCAUAUUCAGUCUUAUAACAUACCUCACUUUCCCUCUCUCAUGAUGGCUAUGGCGAAACCUGUAUACCACGCUAUUGCCAACCAAUUAUCUCCUGACAAGCCAGCCCUAGUCUUCGUUCCAAGCCGAAAGCAGGUCCGGUCAACAGCCGUGGAUAUUCUGGCGGCUUGUGCUGCUGAUGACAACGAAGAUCGUUUCUUGCAUGCUGACGUGGAGCAAAUCGCGCCUCUCUUGGAAAGAAUCCACGAAAGAACGUUAGCCGAGUCAAUCUCACAUGGAGUUGGCUACUACCACGAGGCAUUGAGUACCAAUGACAAGCGAAUUGUGUCCCACUUGUUCACUAUUGGCGCUAUUCAGGUUAUGUUGGCUUCCCGCGAUGUCUGCUGGGAGAUUGAUUUCACUGCUCAUCUGGUCAUUGUUAUGGGAACGCAGUUCUUCGAGGGUAGAGAGCACCGCUACAUCGACUAUCCGAUUAGUGAAAUACUUCAGAUGUUCGGUAAAGCCUCGCGACCCGGUCAAGACAAGAUCGGGCGCGGUCUCCUGAUGGUAGCUGAAACAAAAAGACCAUAUUACAGGAGGUUCCUCGCGGAAGCGCUACCACUGGAGUCUGGACUUUCCUCAGCACUUCAUGAUGCCUUCGUCACGGAAAUUAGCACUCAAACAAUCAGCUCAACCCAAGAUGCGGUGGAUUGGAUGACGUAUACAUACUUCUACCGCCGUCUCCUUGCCAAUCCCAGUUUCUAUGGUCUCACAGAUGUCAGUCACGAGGGAUUGAGUACAUUCUUGUCUGAACUGGUUGAGAGCACAUUGAAGGAGUUGUCGGAGGCGAAGAUCAUCGAACUCGAUGAAGAAGACGAUAGCAUUUCGCCAAUGAAUGCGGCGAUGAUUGCUGCAUACUACAACAUUUCCUUUAUCACUAUGCAGACAUUCCUCCUAUCCUUGUCGGCUCGCACGAAGCUUAAAGGUAUUUUGGAAAUCAUCACCUCUGCCACCGAGUUUGAAUCUAUCCAAAUGCGCCGACAUGAGGAUCACAUUCUAAGACGCGUCUACGACCGUGUCCCCGUCAAGAUGGCAGAGCCCGCUUACGACUCCCCUCACUUUAAGGCAUUUGUCCUCCUCCAAGCUCAUUUCUCUCGAAUGCAAUUGCCAAUCGAUCUUGCAAAGGACCAAGAGGUUAUUGUUGGCAAGGUUCUAAAUCUUCUCAGUGCUUGUGUUGAUGUUUUGUCAUCCGAAGGGCAUUUGAAUGCUAUGAACGCUAUGGAAAUGUCACAAAUGACUGUCCAAGCCAUGUGGGAUCGUGAUAGUCCUUUGAAACAGAUUCCUCACUUUACACCGGAAGUUAUCCAGGUGGCUAACGAAUUCAAGAUUAAUGACAUUUUCGAGUUCAUGGAGGCUAUGGACCCCUCCGAGAACAAAGACUAUGCUGCGUUCGUCAAGCGCCUUGGCUUGGAUAACAAACAGUUGUCUCAAGCUGCCAGCUUCACAAAUGACAAGUAUCCCAAUGUGGAGAUGGACUUUGAGGUUGAAGAUCCUGAUAGCAUUACGGCGGGCGAUCCGGCUUACCUCAAGAUCAAGGUGGAACGGGAUGUUGAGGAGGACGAGGAACCGGAUACCACAGUCCACGCACCAUUCUAUCCUGGAAAGAAAAUGGAGAAUUGGUGGUUGGUGGUCGGUGACGAGAAGACGAAGAGUCUCCUUGCGAUCAAGCGUGUCACUAUUGGUCGGAAAUUGGAGACGCGACUUGAAUAUAUCGUGCCCACUGCUGGCCAUCAUGAGUUGACACUGUAUCUCAUGAGCGAUAGCUAUGUGGGUGUUGACCAGGCGCCCACAUUCAAUGUGACUGCCGCUGAGGGAAUGGACGAGGACGAUAGUGAAGAGGAGUGA